This is a messenger RNA of Diuraphis noxia (Russian wheat aphid), 453 nucleotides long. Its product is annotated as 1-acyl-sn-glycerol-3-phosphate acyltransferase delta-like. Gene Ontology annotation, molecular function: 1-acylglycerol-3-phosphate O-acyltransferase activity. Gene Ontology annotation, cellular component: endomembrane system. NCBI's taxonomy places the organism in Eukaryota, Metazoa, Arthropoda, Insecta, Hemiptera, Aphididae. The record is from RefSeq and is a predicted model, not a curated record.
ACUUCCGUGCUGCAGAUGUUGCUAUACGCAGAAGGCACCAGGUUCACCAAGGAUAAACAAGAGGCCAGCAUUAAGUUUGCCCGGUCGAAAGGACUACCUGAGUUAAAGGAACACUUGCUCCCGAGGACUAAAGGUUUUAGCAUUGGAUUACCUCAUUUUAGACACAAUUUGCCAGCCGUCUACAACGUCCAAAUUGCUUUCAAAGGAAAAGAAAAACCAUCGUUGAGAGCAUUGCUAAGUGGUCAACGAUUAGAGGCACAUGUGUACAUGGAAAGAAUACCUAUUGAACAGGUUCCAGAAGGCGAUAAGGCGUGUGAAAAAUGGAUGUACGACAUGUACGAGAAAAAAGAUAAAAUGAUGGUCAGCUUUUUCAACACAGGAGAUUGGUUCAAGGAAAGUGGUGUAAAGCCAGUGGAGAAAUUUGUUCCACCAUAUCGUUAUUAUUGUGUUCUA